GGUGGCGUCGUCUCAGGACGCCCGGAUGCAGAUCCGAGCGCUGCGUAUGGAGCUGCUGCGCAGCGAAGAGGAGAGGGCCAAGGCCGCGCGGGAGGCGGAAGUAGCUCGGCAACUGAUGGUCCACACUUUCGACAUGGCUGCGGCGGCAGUUGCUGCGGCGGCGGGGUCGGAGACGCCCACUCGCUCGCGGCCGCACUCGCAACCGAGCGUGCACGUGCGCGCGCGGUCCUGGAGCCCCCGCGCCGCCGCACUAGCUGCUGGCGUGAUGGAGCCUCCAUGGGUGUCCUCCGCUCCCGCACAGCUGAUUUUUUCGGCUCGCCAGGCGACACCCGCUUCAAUUAGGCUAACCUCUCCGGACACGGCAACGGAGGAGGAGGAGGAUGCUGGCCGAGCAGGUGACGUGGAAGCAGAGGCCUCGAUCGUCAGCAGCCCCAACGAGGCCAGCAGCAGCAACCCCAGCAGCUCCCGCACCUGCGAGCCGCAGCCGCUGGCGUCGCUGCUGCUGCUGCCGGCUUCGCAGCAGCAACAGCAGCAGCCUAUAGACAGUGGUCAAGGUUUGGAAGCUUACAGCAGUCUAGUCCAAUCCGCCUCUGCCGUCGCAGCAGCCGCACCUACACGUGCUGGAAAUGUUGAGAAGGCAGAAGUGGAUCCGCCUAAUUGUGUACAUUCAACGGCGGAGGCUGCGGUGGCAGGGAUGACGGUGACGGUGGCGGACACUCCGCGAGAACGGCCGUGCCCGCUGCCGCCAUCGCAGCAACAGGCUGGUAGCAUUGGCCGACAGCGCGGCAAGAAACCUCAGGCCCCACCGCUGCAGCUGCAGGAGGCGCUGCAGCUGUGGCGCAUAGAGAACACGAGGCUGCAGGAAGAGAACAGCCAGCUGAGGCAGGACAUGAAACCUAAGCUGAGACAGGAGCUGCAAUGGCUGACUGCCACUAUCGCCACCCACGAGGCGCUCAACGCGCAGCUGCAGUCAGAGCGCGAUGCGGCGCUACAGUUGGCAGAGGGCUUGCAGGAGGAAAACGCCCAGCUGCAUCGGACCGUCGCGGAUCUGCAUCGCCAGCUGCAUUCCGCGCACGCGGUGGCAGCGGCAGCGGCGGUGGCCGGGGCCCAUGCGUCGGGAGAGGAUGGUGACGACCCUGCUAUGGUGGCUGCUGCCAGUGCCGCGGCGGCUGUGGCGGCAGCCAAUGCGCGUGCAGAAGAGUUGGAGGCCCUGGUAAUUCACAUGCAGAGGGAGGUAGAGGCGGCGACGGCGACAGUGGAGGAUGCGCAUGCACGCGGCAGGGCGGCGUUGGGCGAGGCUCAGGAGCGGGUGCGGCGUGGCGAGACAGAAGCGCAGGAGUUGCGGGCGCAGCUUGAGGCAGUGAUGGACGAGGUAGAGGACCUGCGCGCCCGGUUGCAGGCCUACGAAAUCGGGAGCAUCUCCUCGCUAGGCACAGAUCUGAACGGCAGCUCUGCGCCGUUCACCCAGCGGAGCGAGCUCGGCUCUGCGCCGAUCACCCAACGAAGCGAGCUCGGCUCUGCGCCCAUUACCCAGCGAAGCGAGCUUGGCUCGGCGCCAGUCACCCAGCGGAGCGAGCUCGACAUUAGGCCGUUCCGCACUCGCCGCGGCGGCAUACGCGGUAGCAGGGGUAGCGGGGGGAUCUCGUCCAGCGCAGCCGCGACAGUUGCCGAGGCAAUGGCCCAGUUGGAGUUGGAAAUGAAGAAGUUUGAGGAGGAAGAGAGGCUGUGCUCGAGCGCGCGUGAGCCCGCCACCUCGGACCAGCCCCAGCCACCCUUGGGCCAGCAGGAAAUGGCCCAACAGGAGGCUCAGCACGACACGCAGACGCAGAUUACAUGGGGUUCGUCGGAUCACGGGGGGACGGAGGGAAGCAUGGGAGGGAGCGUCAGGAUGCGCCUGUCGGCACCUCUUCAUCGCCGCCAUCGCACUGGUCGUCCUAAUUCUGUGGACAGCACUGCUGGUAAUGGUGGCGGUCGUGGCGGUGGCAGAGGCAGCGCCGCUGACGGAAGAGAGGAAGAGCUCGAGAAGGGCACAAGCACAGACUUGGUUGCGGCGCAGGCGGUGACGCAGCAACCCGGAGGCAUUGCCGUACGUGCGGUCAACAAAUUGAUGUCAGCACACAGGGCCAGUAGUAGGAUGGUGGAGGUGGAGAGCAGCGGCGACGGAGGCAGCCGUGCAGCGAAGCAGGACGCCUGCCUCACCCUCACUGGGGGCACGGGCCGGAGCCGUUUGUGUCGACAGGAUACGGAGCAGGCAUUAGAUUCGGAUAGGGCUCGGGAGUUGGAACCGGCGUUGGAGCCUGUAGAGAUCCUGCAGAGUCUGUGCAUGCAGUACGCCACGGCAGCAGCUGCUGCCGCGGCCGCCGCCGACCCUUCCAUGUCGAAUCUCCGUGCGUCGGCGGAGGAGGCCCAUGCUGCGGCGGCACUGGCGGCUGCGGCGGCGCGGCAGCGAGUCAUGGAGGAGAUUGAGGCGGUGCGCGCCGACGCGGCGGCGGCAGUGGAGGAGGCGACGGCACAAAUGGCGGAGGAGCUGGCGGAGGCGCAGGAUGUGGUGGCAAGGCAGGAGGCCAUCAUCGGGGACCUGCAGGGGCAGUUAAUGAAGGCGCUGAGGGAGAUGGAAUCGCUACGGCACCAAUCGCAGUCGGCGCGGGAGCUGAGUCAUCAGCUGCAGCAGCAGCUACUGCUACUCCAGGGCGAGACUACGGCACGGCCGCAGCCUGAGCUCACGGCGGCGCUGGAGGCGGCGUUGGAGGCGGCUGAGGUGGCAUUACUUAAGGCGGAGGCGCGAGCCGCCGCGGUGGCGGAGGAACGCGACGGCCUAAAGGAACGGCUGAAGGUUGUGGCGGCGGCUGCUGCUGCCGGCGCCGCCGCUGCGGCCGCAGCCCGGGGCGGCGGCGCCAGCUCGGACGAGGAUGAGGAGGUGGAGAAUCCGGAGGAUGCGGAGGCACGGCGACCGCUGCUGGCGCCGUCGCCGUGGGUGCCGGCCGGAGGAGGGAGGGCAGGAGCCGGACGCACGCCGCCGCGCUUGGGCCCCCGAAGCUGCCAAGACGAUAACGCGGACGGUCCGGGUGCAGAUGCGUCCGAAGGACACAGUCGUGAUGCAGGAAAAGGAGGCGCGGACGAGGUGAAGUCCGGAGACGAGGAGAUGUCAGCGCCAGUGGAGGUACAGAGGCAGCAGACUGACGAGGUCGUUUCGGUGGUGCGAAGGCUGCGGCUUGAAGGAGAGGAGCAGGAGGCAGUGGUGAGGCAGCUGCACAAGGAUUUGGUGGGAGCGAGGGAGGAACUGAGUCGAGCGCUGGAGGAGAAGCUUGCCGCGGAGGAGAAAGCCAGCCGACUCCGAGCCGCCCUAGAGGAGUGUAAGAAGCGCCUGCGGCGGGCCGCUAACGAGAACAAUGCCCUGCGUUCCGAGAGCCAGCAGCGCAUCGCCGAGCUGACCAGCACCCGGCGGGCUGUGGAGGAGCGGGAGGCCAAGCUGGCGGCCCUGAGGGCCACCUUGCUGGUGUGUGAGCUGCCCGGCAAGGAGCUGUCCUUCAGCGGCGGAGGCACGAGCAGCGGUGGUGGAGGCGGUGGACGUGGAGGAGCAGGAGGCAGCGGCCGCGGUACACCCAGCACUGUCGCCGCUGCCGCCGUGGCAGCAUCACCGCAAGCUGCUGUUUCUGCUCCUGCCGGCCCACCUCCAGCGCGUAGCAACAGCCAGGGCCCAACAGGCUCCGGAAGCAAGCCAGCGGCGGUCAAAACGGCUGCGGCUGCGGCCACCGCUACGGUCACCACAGCAGCUCGGCCAGCAGUGACAGCUCCAGCUCCCCAGGUCUCGGCUGCGGCCUUGGCGGGCGGCGCCAGUGGCGACGGCAGCGGUCGCACCACUGCGAAGGAGGCCACCACAAGCGGCGCCAGUAAGGGUGGAAGCGCCAGUAAGGGCGGGACAAGCGUGGGGCCCAAGGAGGACCACAGCAGCGGCGGGGUCAGCAGCGGCUGUAGCAACGGCGCGGUUGUGGGUGGCAAUAGCAGCGGCGGGGUCAGCAGCGGCUGUAGCAAUGGCGCGGUUAGCGCGGAUAGCGGCCCUGGCGGAGGCGGCCGUCGUCUGGUGAUGGCUAGGCCACCGGCAGUGCGGUCUCAUCCUUCAGGGGCAUCUUCAGCACGAGGCUGCAGCAGUAUCGCAGGGACCGCUGCCGCGGCGGCGAUGGCAGCAGGAAAUGCGAGCCUCAUGGAAGCUGCCGCAGCGGUGGCGGCGGCCAAGGACCGCUACGCGGCUGACUCGUACCGUGGAGGAGCGGAGGCAAUGGAGGAGGAAGAGGAUAAGUCCACCCCGCAGGUGGCACGCCGAGUGCUCUUGCACAGGAAGCACACACCAACCGGCAAGAGCCAGCCGCUGAACACCAGCUUGGUCCAUGGGCUAUUUGACCGGUUGGACCGCCUUGAGCGUUUGUACAGCAGGCGAUUGCAGCUGGUGCCACAGCAGUUGCACUCGAAGCAACAGCGGCCGUCCAAGCAGCGGCGACAACGACAGCGGGUGCGCGUUGGCCACCCAAGAAUAUUGCUGCCCCGGGGCUCCUUGUACACCAGCAGCAGGAAGCGAAGGCAGCAGCAGGUGGUACAGCUUCUAGACGUGAAGGCCCAGUUCUCUAGCGCCGGCUGUGGUUUAGAGCUGCUGGCACCGAGCAUGGAGAAGGUGGACGGCGCUGUGACGUACCCGACGAAAGGAGGAGGCACUGUUGCUGCUAUUACGGCGGCGGGAGCGGCGGCGGCGGCGCUGGUGGCGUCGGAUUCGAGAACCGUCGGGACGACGCCUGCAGAUGCUGCUGGGGCUGCAACGACAGCGGCUCUACUCCCGGCUUUGCGUGCGCAGCUAUGUAUCACCCUUCGGAAAGUAUAGACAGACAUUAGCGCUUUGGAAGGGUGGCUUACUUCGUAGUAUGAUUUUCUUGGAUUAGUCGAAGCAGCGGCAAAAGCAGUGGUGGCGGCAGUAGCGGCAGCUGUGGACGACAAGCCUAACCAGCAAGCAGGCAGGCUAUUGGUUGAUUAAUUGGUUGUGGUAGGUUGGCUGACUCGGCGGUUGAGUGGGUUGCUGCGUUGGCUUAGCGGGUGUUUGCAGACGGCGUGCCUCAUGCAACCGCCAUUGAGGGGUUGCGGUGGUGCGUGAUUUGCAGGGGGAAGGAGUUCAUGCAGAAGAUAUCAUGGGAAACAGGUGUUGUCUUCCAGGGCGUACAUAUUGAACAAGGAAUGCGCCCAGGGGAGAAGUUUGUGAGGGGAUGGUUGCUGCGCAGGUUUCUUUUUCGGUGUGCGGCAGGAAUUGGGUCCUGGAUGUCGGCCUGGCAGGUGUGGGCGCAUUUGGCUUUCAUCACUUUUUCCCGCCUUGAACAUUGUUUCUUUAGGAAAGGCCUGUUUGAGCGGUUGUCUUUGUGCUUCAUUUUGACUUCGCUUAAGCGGGCGAGGAUCAACCAUGUCCGGCAAAACUUAUGCAGCGUGCGCCGGCGACGGUUAACAAUGCCCGGCGAAUAUAAACUAGCG
Molecule: messenger RNA, 5505 nt
Organism: Volvox carteri f. nagariensis
Lineage: Eukaryota; Viridiplantae; Chlorophyta; Chlorophyceae; Chlamydomonadales; Volvocaceae
Exons: 14
Coding region: 26-4870 (1614 amino acids)
Source: RefSeq, a predicted model, not a curated record